AUGUUGAUGAAAUUUAUGGAAGCUUCAGAAAAAAGGCAUGAUGUUACUGAUACUGCAAUGAAAGAACAAAGAACUAUAAUGAAGAAUCAUCACGCAAUGAUGAUAGAUCAGCAAGCAUUAAUAAAGAAUCAGCAAGCUUCCAUCAAUAACCUUGAAGUACAACUUGGUCAACUUACCACUUUGGUUAAUGAGAAGAUGGUCCCGAAAAAUCCUGAAAAGAAGACCCAAUCUCACGUAAUUGCCAUAGAUACUGAAGAAGAGGCGAUUUUUGAGUUCCUAGAAGCCUUAGAAGUGGAGCCACAGCAGCCCGAUCCAAAGCCAAAGAAGCCAAAGCUCGAAUUUGAAGAAUCUGGUGGAAUACCCAGUUCACGUCGUGAGCCCGCUAUGCUCAUGUCGUGGGCUCGGUCUGAACAAAAAAAAUUUGUAUAUGUUCCAGCUUAUAAACAGCCUUUGCCAUUCCCGUCUAGAGCUAAUUUUAGUCCACUGGAGAGAGAACAUUUGGAGUUUAUCAAGCAAUUGAAGGGUAUUCCUAUUAAUACUCCUUUUAUUGAUUCACUUGCAAAAGUUAUAGAAUAUGCUAAGUUCCUACAAGACUUGUUAGACACUCGUCAGCAAUUAAACGAGAACUCUAAGGUGAUUCUAAGUGAGCAAAGCUCAAAAGCUGUGUUGAGAGAGAUACCUAAGAAGAUGGGGGAUCCUGGACGACUCACUCUCCCAUGUGAGUUUGGGAAUAAUAUGAAGGUUUAUGCUUUAGCCGAUUCUGAGGCUAGCAUAAAUUUGAUGCCUUAUUCGUUUUAUCAAAAAUUGAAUAUUCAGAAGUUGAAGGCUACAAAGAUGAGUAUUUACAUGGCGAACCGUUCAGUGACACAGCCCCGGGGCAUUGUGGAAGAUAUUAUCGUGAAAAUUGGUAAAUUCAUUUUUCCAAUAAACUUUGUGGUUUUGGAUAUGAAAGAAGAUCCCAAUGUACCAAUUAUUCUUGGUCGCUCGUUACUUAACACUGCUGGAGCUCUAGUUGAUAUACACGAGUCCAAGCUCACCUUGAGAGUUGGGGAUGAGAACGAAAUUUUUGGAAUAGAAGAUGGUUUCCAAAGGAGUGAUGCUCAAGAAGAGGUUUUCAACAUUGAUAAAGAAUAUGAACUUGAAGAAUUAGAGAAGCUCAUGGAAGAAGAAAUCAAAACAAUUCAACAAGUUAAAAAAAACAAAACCGAGAGCAUCUGUUCCAUUUUUAGUUGA
Messenger RNA from Lactuca sativa (garden lettuce), 1233 nucleotides. NCBI's taxonomy places the organism in Eukaryota, Viridiplantae, Streptophyta, Magnoliopsida, Asterales, Asteraceae. The record is from RefSeq and is a predicted model, not a curated record.